AGUUAUUUAGCAUUAACAUUAAUCUUAAUUUAAAAAUUUAGUGAAUAUUAUUCAAAAUUAUUUUAAUACUUAUUUAUGUUGCGUAUUUAUUAUUUUAAUAUCAAACCCAAAUAUUUACAUUUUAAUGUAUUUAAAAAAAUUAUUCAGUAUUAUGUGAAUAGUUUUGAAUUAAAUAAUUUUUAGUAUUAUGCUUAACUUUGUGGAGUAUAAUUUAAAAAUAAAUUCUUAAACUUAUAGUAGCAUUAAUAGACAUGGAAUCAAUUACAACAGCAUUAAAAGAUAUAGCUGCUGAUAAAGGCCUAAUUUGUGGUAGCUUAUGUUAUAUUCGUACUAAUAUUAGCAAUAAACGUGAAGGAAUAAAUGAAUUGAGAGAUCAUGGGGGUAUUAAAAUAUUAGUAAAAUGUUUAAAACAAGUAAACCCUAAAGUAUUAUCGUUGGCUCUUAGCAUCCUGGGUAAUUGUAGUAUGGAUGAGAUUUGUCGGCAACAGCUAUUUGAAUGUGGUAUAAUUAAAGACCUAGGGUUCAUCAUAAAAAAUAUCAAUGUUGAUGCUAUUCAUAAUAGAACAUGCCGAAUGGUAGCUAAUCUUGCAAUUUCUCAUGAACACAUACCACUUAUUUAUAAGCACAAUAUACCUAAUAUUAUUGUUGGUGUAUUAUCUAAAACUAAGUGUAAUGGAACUAGAUAUUCUGCUGUUCGUGCUUUAAGAAAAAUUUGGGAAAAUUCAUCCAAAACUGGUUGUUCAGAAAUGUUAAAACAUCAAGCUGUUGGAAUAAUUUCAGAACUCUUAACAUCAGAUAAUAAUGAUUUAGUGCUAGCUGUUUUAAGAGCCCAUAUAUCAUUUCUAUCAAAUGCUGGAAAUUUUAAACAUCAAUCUAAUAAUUUGUCUGUUGUAUCACAGAUUUUGGGGAAAUCUAAUGUAGACACAAUGAAUACUUUAAUGAAUUUAUUACCAAAUAAUCCAUUAGUUAGUAAAAUUAUUUAUUUAAUGAGUAAAGUGCCUCAAACAAGAGCUCAAUUAGCUCAAUCUGGUGUUAUGGAACAUAUUGUUACUUUUUUAAAAAAUGAAAACAAUCAUUAUUUAACUGUAUCAUUAUGUCUUCUGUGUGAGUGUCCAUUGAACCGUGGAAGACUAGUUCAUACAAGUCAUGGAUUAACCAUUCUUAUGGACUUAAUAUCUAGUUCAAACCCAGUACAAAAAGAAUUAGCUAUGAGUGCUUUAGUUAACUUUCAAUUUGAUUCACGAUCAUUAGAAGAAAUGGUUAAAAAAGGUUUAAUUUCUUUACUAAUUAAAAAUCUAUCAUCAUAUAUUCAAGCUAACAAAAUGCCAAAUUUAUGUCCACCUGAAUCAAAAAUAAAACCCCAAACUAGUACAUCAUUUGUUAGUUGUGCUUCGCCUGCAGGAUCAUCAGGAAUGAGCCCCUCUAGUCCACCUACUAGAAGUUGGACUCCACCAAUAUCUGAAAAUGCGACUAAUUCAUACUCACCAUGUUAUUCACCUGUAUGUGAAUCAUUUGAUGGAGAAUCAAAUAAUGCAGAUGAAUCAAAUUCAAGUAUCAGCGAUUAUGAAAUAGAAGAAGAUAAGGAGAUAGAUACUCCUGAUAAACUAACUGGAGAAAAUGUUAUUAUAUAUUUAUUGACAAAUUUAUCAUACUUAAAAAAUGCUGUUAAAAUGAUGGCUACUAAAGAUGUAUGGGAAACAAUAUUGGACUACAUUCGGUUUAUUCAAGAUAGCUUUAAUCAUCAGAAACCUUUAAAAAUACUUCAAAUGAUUGUUCAAGAAAUACUUAACUUUAAAAGUCUUCUUAAAGAAGGUUUUAUUUUAUCUACACAUCAAAGAUUAUGCCAACCUGAACACAACCUUGAAUCAUGCAAAAAUUGUGAAAAUAGACAUAGAAUGGGUAUUACAAUAAUAACUAAUGCAACAAAUUCUUUUGAGUCAAAAUUUGCUGAAGAUGCUAUGAUAAGUAUUAUGAAUGAAGCAGAUACAUUAGGAUCAAAUAAUAAGCUAAAAUCAUUAAUCUCAGUUACCAUUCCUCUUGUUAUUCAAAGUCAACGGAGGCAAUUAAUAUCCAUGUUAUUUCGGUAUAAAACUUUUGAUAAUUUAUGCAAUUUACUUAAAAAUGAUGACAGUAUAUUGUUUGAUCAUAGUGUUGGGGCAUUAGUAGCAUUAUUUAAAACUUCUAAUAUUUUGUAUGUUAAACCAACAAUAAGUCAAUGUGAAAAUCAUAACUGCAGCAAACAAAUUAUAAAAAAGGAAACCACUGUUACGUUAGCAUUAGAUGAUGGAACUCAAGUAAAUGCAAACAAGUCAUUUUUAGCACUUAAGUCUCCAAUGUUUGAAGCAAUGUUCCGAUGUGGAGGUUUUAAAGAAGCAUAUCAAAAAACUAUACGCUUAAAUGAUGUUAGCUCUGAAUGUUUUAAGUCAUUAAUUGAUCUUCUUGAAGUGUGUUGUGAAUGUGUUUUGCCAAAAGAUAUAGCAGUUCUUUUAGAAUUAAUUACAGUAACAGACAGAUAUAUGUUAAAUGAAUUAACAGAACAGAUAAAUAUGAUGAUGAUGAGUGUAAUAAUGACAUUAGACAAUUGUAGUGAAAUUUACAAAUGGUCAAAAGAAACGGGCUACCAAUUGAAAUUUGGAUCUACAGUUAGUUCUGAUAUAAUAAAAUAUUUAUUUUCAUCUAAUUCUAAGUUCUCCCAACGAGUGAAAGCUGUUAGAAAACUAAGUCAAAGUCAACAUGGACAAUUAUUUAUUGAUGAUUUAUCAGAUAUUUUGAAAUUUGGUAUGGUUGAUCUAUGUGAUGAUAAAAUAUCUGAAUUCUAUUUGAGUAGAUUUGCUAAUGACUGUAGUUAUUAGAGAAAAUAUAUAUAUAUAUAUGGAGUUUAAUGAAAAACUUAACAUUUUUAUUGAUUAAAUAGUAUAUGUAAUUACAUCUUUGUAUUACAGUAAAUAUAUAAACAAUUUAGUUGAUUUAUACAUUAUCAUCAUAUCAAUACUGUUUGUUUGAUAUUACAUUUUUAAAAGUAUAUAAUUUAUUUAUGUAACAUUUAUCCAUAACAUUGAGAUCUAACACGAUAACUUGAUAACUUGCUUGGUAACAACAUGUAAAACAUUCAAAGGCUUGGACCUUCCCAAACUAUCACAAAUUUUACUCAUGAACAAUAGUACAAAUUUAUAGACCAGUAAUAUUACUAGCGUUGACCACGACAGAUUGAAAUUAUUUUUUAAUUAUUUUAACUAAUUACUAAAGCACUAAAAAGGUUAUUUAGAAAAACAUUAUUUUUCUAUACUGCAAUCCACGAACGAACACAACUCAGCGGCCAAAUGAUUAUAGAAGACCCAAUAGUCGCUCAGUUGCAUUCUACCGUUGCCUGGGCAAUAGUAAAUUUCAUUGUACUAAUAAUUUUUUUUAGUAUUAGAAAGUUACUUGUGUUUGGUUUUAAAUUUGAUUUCUGAAUUUUUUUUUUUGCAAAUAUAUAAAUAUCUUUAAUUAAA
Molecule: messenger RNA, 3491 nt
Organism: Daktulosphaira vitifoliae (grape phylloxera)
Lineage: Eukaryota; Metazoa; Arthropoda; Insecta; Hemiptera; Phylloxeridae
Gene: Rnb
Exons: 10
Coding region: 252-2852 (866 amino acids)
Biological process (GO): anatomical structure morphogenesis
Cellular component (GO): cytosol
Molecular function (GO): protein binding
Source: RefSeq, a predicted model, not a curated record